CACGAAAAGGUGCCGACGCGAAGCAAGCCGUCGCGCCGAGGGAGUUGGAUCGGCUUCGCGGGCCUCGCUUGGGAGCUCCUCAUUGUCGGAUCCCUCGCAUUGAAUCUGGUAGCCAUCGCUCUGUUCGCCUCGCCCUCGCUGGACGAGGGCGGCGCGCCUCCUCUGGAUUUCGACGCCGAAGCCUCCGUGGCGGCUUCGGCGGCCCUCGUCGGGUCGAAGCAUUCCGAGGGCCGGGACGAGGAGAUCAGCGUGUCUUCCACCUCCGGCUCCCGCCCCACCUCCAAGGAUGCCGUGAUUAAUCUUGACCACGGAGAUCCAACCAUGUACGAAUCCUUCUGGAAGAGGAUGGGCCACCGGGGGGACAUCACCAUCGCUGGGUGGCAGGGCAUCAGCUAUUUCUCAGACGUUACCAACUUGUGCUGGUUCCUCGAACCAGAGUUUGAUCAUGAGAUUCGUCGCCUCCAUCGCCUCGUAGGCAACGCUGUAGCUGAUGGCCACUUCGUAGUCGUUGGGACAGGUUCAACGCAGCUCUUUCAAGCUGCCCUGUAUGCUUUAUCUCCUCCUGAUACUCCACAUCCACUUAGUGUUGUUUCUGCAGCUCCAUACUACUCAUCGUAUCCAGCCGUCACGGACUACCUUAGGUCAGGGCUUUAUCGGUGGGCUGGUGAUGCAUCAGCAUUCAAAGGCAAUAUUUACAUAGAGUUAGUAUGCUCCCCUAACAACCCUGAUGGCUCCAUUAGAGAAGCAGUUCUGAAGUCUGAGAAUGGAACGAUAAUUCAUGACUUGGCAUACUAUUGGCCACAGUACACCCCCAUAACUCAUGCAGAAGACCAUGAUAUCAUGCUAUUUACUGUCUCAAAAACAACAGGCCAUGCUGGAAGUCGACUUGGGUGGGCUUUAGUGAAAGACAAGGAUGUUGCUAAGAGAAUGAUCAAGUUUGUUGAGCUGAAUAGCAUUGGAGUUUCAAAGGAUUCACAAUUUCGGGCAGCUAAGAUACUCAAGGCCAUCUCAGAUGGUUAUGAACUUCCAAAUCCAAAGAACAAGUACAAACUCUUCGAUUUUGGUCAUCUACUUAUGUCCGUGAGAUGGAAGAGGUUGCGAGAAGCUGUGAAGGUCUCAGGCAUCUUUAGUUUACCUGAGUUCCAGUCAUCCUAUUGUACUUUCACAGGGAAGAGGACUGAAACAUAUCCAGCUUUUGCCUGGCUCAAAUGUGAAAAGGAAGGAGUAGAAGACUGUGAGAACUUCUUAAGGAGUCACAAAAUCCUGUCUCGGAACGGCAAGCAUUUUGGUGCGGCCCGUAAGUUUGUUAGGAUUAGCAUGUUGGAACGCGAUGAAACAUUUGAACUCUUCAUAGAGCGGCUUUCUUCUCUCACUUAAGGGAUCAUUUCAUAUAAAUAAGAUUUCUGCUCUUUUUCCAACUUUGCUUUUU
Zingiber officinale is the source of this 1429-nucleotide messenger RNA. RefSeq names its product tryptophan aminotransferase-related protein 1-like. Gene Ontology annotation, molecular function: transaminase activity; carbon-sulfur lyase activity. The transcript is spliced from 5 exons. The annotation marks the transcript as partial. Gene Ontology annotation, biological process: amino acid metabolic process. The record is from RefSeq and is a predicted model, not a curated record. NCBI's taxonomy places the organism in Eukaryota, Viridiplantae, Streptophyta, Magnoliopsida, Zingiberales, Zingiberaceae.